CGCACGAACUUCAUAAUCGACUCGUUCUACCUCUCGAGGGCUGGACUCCUGUCAUAUGAGACACCGUUAGCUCUGUCUGAGUAUCUCAAGAGAGAGAAACAUUUGACGCCAUGGAGUGUUGCCAUCAGUAUGUUUGCGCCCAUCAGGAGAUACUUGUCGUCAACUGAACACAAACUCAAUUUGGAUAAGUUUUUGAGUGGUUUGGCUGAACCCAUAUAUACAGAGUUGGGUUGGGAUGAGACCACUGAAGAAACAGAUGUGACAAAGAGAUUGCGAUCAAAUGUCGUUGAUUUUUACUGCUCUAAUAAUAACGACGAGUGUAUUAAAGGCAUUCAACAGAAGUAUUACGCCUGGAGAGCGGAUCCUAAGGGUGCAAAAAUUAGGCCAAACAUUAUGACAACUGUCCUCAAGUACUCCAUCAGAUUGAUUGGUGGGACCAAUGAUUGGAAUUAUUUAUGGGAUGUUUAUAUGGCAGAGACGUCAACUGUACUCAAACUCACAUAUCUGAACGCACUUUCAUUUGCAUCUGAUAAAGAUCUCAUUAACAAGCUUAUAGAGUUGUCAUUAGAUGAGACAAAAGUGCGAAAACAAGAUUUUCUGUCUGUUUUCAAUAAUAUUAUCGCAAAUCCGGAUGGUUUGCAAGUGAUGUGGGAUUACUAUCGCGACAAUUAUGAGACACUACUAAACAAACACUUAAGUUCCGGUCAAAUGGGAACUGUUGUCAACAAUAUCUGUAACUAUUUUAAUGAUGAAUCCCGAAGAAAAGAGGUGAAAGACUUCUUCGAUAAGUACCCGGAGGUCGGCGUCACUCAGAAUGAGAGGAAGAGGGCGUUGGAGACGAUUGACUCAAAUAUUAUUUGGAUUAACGCUAAUAAGAAGUUUAUUGGCGAUUGGCUCACAGCUAAGACGGUUGGCUACUAUUUACUAUAUUAA
Molecule: messenger RNA, 933 nt
Organism: Oppiella nova
Lineage: Eukaryota; Metazoa; Arthropoda; Arachnida; Sarcoptiformes; Oppiidae
Source: the annotation of a GenBank genome assembly